This is a messenger RNA of Habropoda laboriosa, 810 nucleotides long. RefSeq lists its product as uncharacterized. Bases 1 to 771 code for a protein of 256 amino acids. The record is from RefSeq and is a predicted model, not a curated record. NCBI's taxonomy places the organism in Eukaryota, Metazoa, Arthropoda, Insecta, Hymenoptera, Apidae. The transcript has 4 exons. Gene Ontology annotation, biological process: transcription by RNA polymerase I.
AUGGUAUUGUCAAAUAUGACUGAUUUAGAAGGAGAAGAUACUUUGACUCAGUUAAAUACUCAGUUAAAUAAAUCUAUGAUUCUAAUGGAUACUUCAAUUAAGAUGGAGUCACCUCAGCCAAAAACUAAUAGGUCCAUAAAAAUUAAUACAAAAGUUCAAUCAGCCAGUCCUCAUAAUGGUUCUCCUAAACCCAGGAAAAGUAUUUUGAAGAGUGCUGAGAAAAAAAACACGAUAAAGGUAGAGCCCAAUACAGAAAGCCCAAUACAAGAAACAUCAAAAACAAAUCAAAGAAUGUUAAAGAAAAUAGCUCCUGUUAGAAGACCGCAUAAUAUUACUGAUUUGGUAGAAGAGGAAGGUUUAAUUAAAGAAACUACAAAUUCUACACUAUGCUUAAGUGAUCUAUCUGAUAGUGAGGACAUAUGGAUUAUGGAUAUACCUAGAACAAUAGACCCCAGAGAACUUAAAGGUCAGACAUUAAUAUUUGGAGAGAAAUCAAAGUUUAAAGUUAAUAAAGAAAGAUACUAUGCAGUGAAUCAUGAAGUUAAAUGUAAUAUUACUUGUGUACUUAAGACUGACAAAGCAAAAUCCCAAUAUAAAACUGUUAAUAUAAAACCAGCAGGUUCAUUCACCGUUAGACGGAAACUUUCAAGUGUUUCAAAAAUGAAACCAAUGAAAAUAGAAAAUUAUAGUGUGCCAUUUCCAAAAAAUUUGAGAUCACGGCAUCCAUUGUUUGGUGUAAGUUACGAAGGUAAAUUUAGAAGAGUGCAAUAAUUCUUUCAAAAUAGUUCAUCUAAAAACAAAUGAUGAAAA